GGCGGGCAGCAGCAUGGACCUCUCCUUCAUGGCCGCGCAGCUUCCUGUUAUGGGAGGAGCCUUUAUGGACUCACCAAAUGAGGACUUUAGUACAGAGUACUCUUUGUUUAACUCAUCAGCCAACGUCCAUGCAGCUUCUUCCAUGCAGAAUCCACCAGAAGAAACAUCCCGGUCUUCAAACGAUGCCAUAUUGUUAUGGAUUGCAAUCAUAGCAACAAUUGGAAAUAUUGUGGUUGUAGGAGUGGUGUAUGCCUUCACCUUCUAGGAUGCCUGUCACUCCAACACUGGAAGAGAGGAUAGCUGCAGCAGUAUUUGUCAUGUGUAUGUAUGUGUGUAUAUAUUCAUGUAUAUCUAUAUAAAUACAUAGAGGUAGGGACUUUGUUGAAUAAGUACUGCCACAAUCACAGAAAAGAAAAUGCAAGCUAAUCAUUAUGAAUCUUGACUGCAGAAAGUUUGGAUGUUAUGACAAACUAUAUGGAGGUGAGAGCUCUAAUGGAGAAUAGUGCUAACACAAGAUUUGUAUGGAAAUACAAUGAAAGGCAAACCAGUGUACUUAUAGUGGAUGCUAACAAAAAGGGAAGUGAGUUUAUACAGGAAGUGCUUAUUUUCUACUGUUGAGAUUUUUCUAGCAGCUUUUCUGGGUUUUGUCAGAUUUUUGUGCAUUUUUUACUGUGGUAUAGCACUGUAUGUAAUUGUUCUAUGUCAUAGUUGCUAGUUUUCCAGGUGGCAUUGACGCAGUUCUGAUAUAGUACAAAUUCAUUGUGUGUGCAUUCUAGCACUUGCAUACACUAAGCUGUGCUCAAAAUCAUGAGUCUUAGCAUUAUGAGAGGCAGAUACAUGCUACUUACACUUGCCUUCCAGUAUCAGUGACUAGAUAUGAUAAUCUAGGACUUGAUGCUCCACCUGUCUGCUGAUUGCAGGAGGCACAAAGUGUGAGUGGAAUAGAGCAGCACAAGCCCCUAUUUCUGUGUAGAGAUACUGGAUUGCAAUGACAACAGCGGUUUAUAGAUGUGUUUCAUCCAGGAACCAAAGGACAAACAUCAUGCUUUCAAGCUUAUUUCAUCAUAAUCCAGGUUUUCCACAGAACACAUUCUUUGAUAAGCAUAUAGUUGUAGCAAAUGAAUGUGGGGGAACUGUGAAGCCUAAUUAACAGUGAGUGAUGUCUAAACAAAGUUGAAUUGAAAGAAAGAUGAGUGAGUACAGGAGUCUAGUGUAUGCUGAGUAGAAAUAACACAGAAAGGUAAGAUGUGGCUGGUAAACAAGUACCUGUAACUCAGUCUUAGUAAGUCUGUGGGUUCUGGCUCCUGGAAGUGGCUUUUAUAGAGCCUACUGUAACAGCUCUGAUCAUUGAAUUUUUUUCUAUUGGGGAACAUUUUCAUUGCAUUAUUCCCAUAAGCACUUCCUUUUCAAAACAAGUUGCAGCUGUUCUUGUUUCAGAGGUUAUAAAAAUCCUGAGAGA
Meleagris gallopavo (turkey) is the source of this 1459-nucleotide messenger RNA. RefSeq names its product chromosome 5 C14orf132 homolog (gene C5H14orf132). Lineage: Eukaryota; Metazoa; Chordata; Aves; Galliformes; Phasianidae. The record is from RefSeq and is a predicted model, not a curated record.